Quercus robur (English oak) is the source of this 2293-nucleotide messenger RNA. RefSeq names its product protein TPX2-like. Lineage: Eukaryota; Viridiplantae; Streptophyta; Magnoliopsida; Fagales; Fagaceae. Gene Ontology annotation, molecular function: protein kinase activator activity; microtubule binding. The transcript has 16 exons. The record is from RefSeq and is a predicted model, not a curated record. The coding region runs from base 497 to 1906 and encodes 469 amino acids. Gene Ontology annotation, biological process: activation of protein kinase activity; regulation of mitotic spindle organization; mitotic spindle assembly. Gene Ontology annotation, cellular component: nuclear microtubule; mitotic spindle.
ACUUCAUUCAUCCUCUUCCUCUCAUCUCAUGCAUGUAUGUAUGUUAAAAAAACACCAACCGAAAUUCUCGGCUCUCGCUCCGUUAACUCCAACCAAAAAAUAAAUAAAAAAUCAGGGAUUUCGAUUUUCCAUCCAAUCACAACACUAUUUUCCCCCUAACUCACUCACUUUCCCGGAAAAAUAUAUAAAAACAGAGAAUUGCCGGGAAAGUUUGAGAGAGAGAGAGAGGAAGAAACUUCUUCUUUUUCGAUUUUAUGGAGGUUUGAAGGGAAUGAUCGAAACUUUCUCUCUCGCUAGCUCAGAAAGAGAGAGAAAGUGAGGGAAAAUCGUUAAACCAAUGGUGUUUGUUUUGCUGUUUCUCCCGGAACAGUGAAAAACCAGAGCUUUUUUCUUUCUUCGAACCUCUUUAAAAGAUUUUUUUUUUUUUUAAAUAAUUUAAGGGAAAAAAAAUAGUUACGAUAUCAAUUGGCUGGUUUCUGUGAAUCGAAAAAAAAAAAUGGAGGAAGAAGAAUACUUGGAGGAGUUUGUUAUGGAACCUUUUGUUGGUGGUGAAGAAUUGGAUCUCAAUUACGAGUUCGAUGCGCCUCGGUUCCACGACUUCACUCUGCCUGAGACGGAUUUGGAGGCCUUCGAAGCCGGCCGCUGGUUCGAUUCCACGAAAACUUACCCCCCUUCACCUUUCAUGAUAAAGUUGAACUGGGAAAAAGGAGGUCUUGUGGAAAUUAUAACUUCCUCUGAUAAAUUGAGAAUUGAUGAACGCAUGAAUUAUAUUGGGAAUGAUUCUGACAGUUGCACAACUCCCAAAGUUUCUGCAACCGAUGAUAAUAACAAAGAUUCAUUUAGCAGUGCUCAGAUGGCCCAAGCUAGUCCAAAAUCUAAAACAAACUCCCCUGUCAAGUCAACUAGGAGUUCAACUUUAAUGAAACCAACAGCAAGUCAUUUGGCCAAGCAGAACAAACCUAGGUUUCAGAAGAAGUUAGAGAAUAUUGAUGAAAAGGGUUCAGGGAGCUUUCCUGUGAUUGACAACCAAGCUACAAAAAGGCAGAAGUUGGAGGCUGGUUACUUGCAGAAGGUUGCUCACCUGAAGCAUCAAGCUCUUUUGCUUCACAAGGUACCUAAAAAGGUUGCAACCAUUGAUGUUAACUAUGUGCAUACUAGACUUAAAGUUACUAUUCCUAGAGAACCUGAUCUGGCAACAGCACGUAGGGCCCAAAUACAUAGGUCUAAGAUCAACACAGGGUUGGGUGAACAUGCAGAAUCAAAUACCCAUAGCUUCAAAGCGCACCCCUUGAACAGAAAAAUUCUCGAGGCUCCUUCAUUGCUUCCUCCUAAAAAGAAAAUAUCACAGCUGCAAGAGUUUCAAGUGUUUCACCUGAAGACCUCAGAGAGGACUACGCAACACACAUCCAGUAAUGUGGGGAGCAUAGAUAAUUUUAAAUUUAUUUCACAAUAUGAAGCCAUGGACGGUAAAAGGCUAAAUGCUUUAAGCCAGGAGAAAUGCAAAACAAUCAACAAAUCUAAACCUCACCCUAUUACUAAUAAGAUACUUUCAAGAAAAGAGAAACUUGGUGUCUUUCAAAAUUCCAAACAAGAAACCACAGUCCCAAGGGAACUCAGUUUUUCAACAGAUAAGAGGUUUCUAGUCGAGCCACCAAUAGAAUUAUUGAGUAAGCUCUCCCUAGCAUCUGAUGCCCAGCUCAAUGGGAAAUCUCCGUCAAGAAGUCCUCUGCCAACUAAGGAUUCAAAAGAGAACACACCAAAACCUUUUAAAGCGCGCAAGGUGAUAAAUUUGUUCGAAGAAAAAUUGCAGAGUUUGGGUGGGAAGCAGUAUCAAUGUGGGAGUUACAGGAUGAUUCCUGAAGUUGGACCACAAUUGUACAUUAACAGGAGCAGAGACAUAUGCUGAGAACAAGAGCAUGAAGAUGCCCUUCCAUUUUUUAUGUCAAUGCUUUACCCAUGCAUUGCAUAACAAUGAGGACCUUGUACUCCAUCAAAUUCCAGGGAAGAUGCCCUUACCAACCCAAUAUUUCAGGGUCUAUAGUUGAUAGCAGCUUUUUGUGCUUUCUCAGUUGUACUAUGGUUGAUAACAAAUUUUUGUGCGUUAUCAGUUGUAGCGAAUGAAAUAAUAAAUCCAUUUUUUCCGGUUGUAGUCUUAAUAAAAUUAGCAGAGACCAGCAGUGUCAAGCGUUCUAGUCUCUUUCCUAGUUUCCUUGGUCUUAUCAAAAGCUUUAUGUGGCAGAUUGCAAUGCAGAAAAGCCUGAGAAAUAUAGAGAAAGAUUCAUGUUUUUCCUCA